AUGGAAAAAUCCAGCACAUUAUUACAAAAGGUUCCUGCUGUCACUCCCAGCAGAACCAUCUCAACAGCAUCAAAGCACAUUCCUAUCACUAUUCCUGCAAAGUUGACACAAGCUCAAAAAGAAGCUGCGCUUCCUUUUCUCACACAAGAGCCCCCCAAACCUAAAACUUCCACAUCAAAAGCAAAGGCCUUGAGUCGUUUCUUCAAGAAACUUGCCAAAGCUUCUCCUGCCAAAGAUUGUCUUAAAUCAUCAUCCUCUACCGAUCUUAAGAAGAAAACCGAAUACAAGCUCACUUUUGUUCCCAUUGUAAAGAAGAACGAAUCCACUGCUCCCGCUAAAGCUGAUACUACUGAAAUCGUCUGGUACGACAGUAGCAUCAGCAGCACUAAUGCCACAGUCAUGGAAACAUCUCCUGUCUCUGAUAACACUGCUUCUGAAUAUGCCCAACGCAUUUGGGAUGAGGAUACCACUGUCUAUAGCAACUUGGAUCACGUUGUUGAAUGGAUUGGUAACGGUAAAGAAGCUAGCAACGCCAUUCUUGAAUCAUAUAUGUCUCACUUUGACUUCAAAGGCUUAAAGCUCGAACAAGCUUUCCGUAACUUAUGCUCCAAGCUUCAUCUUAAGGGUGAAACUCAACAAAUUGAUCGUGUCUUGUACCAAUUCUCUGCUCGCUUCUUCCAAUGUAACACUAAUUCCAUCUUUGGCUCCAUCGAUGUUGUCCAUGCUAUUGUAUAUUCUCUCUUAUUAUUAAACACUGAUCUCCAUGUUGCUCAAGGUGACUACAAGAAAAUGUCUCAAGUUGCCUUUGUCAAAAACACUAUGAAUGCCAUCUCUACUGGCGCCUCUUCUAUGCUUGAAAAUAUGCAAUCUUAUCCUCUCCAACGCACCACUACUAUUAACAGUGACGUUUCUACUAAAUCUUAUGACUCCUAUGCCAAAAACUUCCAAACCGAACUUAAACAAAUGUAUAUGAACAUCCGCUACAAUCAAAUUGCCAACCCUUCUUCUUCCCCUAUUGCCAUCCAAAAUAACCGUGUCAGCACUGCCUUCAAGCGUAGUGUUGGUACCAUUAUCUGGAAGAAUACUCGUGAUUCGGUUGUUGCCAAUAACACUGCUUGUGAAACUACUUCCAUCAGCUCUGCUCAAUCUGCUGCUCCUUCUUCUGUCAUGCAAUAUCAAGCUGUUGCUUCUCAUCUUCAAAACACUGAGCUCCCAACCUCUUAUACUAGCAAUGCUCCUUACUACAAGGAAGGUAUGGUAGUUCGCAAGCACCUUUUGGAAAAAGCCAGCCAAAAAGCUAAGCAUCGUGAUUGGAAGGAAUGCUUCAUGGUCAUUGAACGCAGUCAACUUCGCAUGUACAAGCUUGAUAGCACUAGCUAUCCCAAGCGUAGCCGUUCUACUCCCAUUAAUGUUUCUGAUUCUGCUUCUCAAGUUUCUGCCACUAGCGAAGUCAGUGUUGUUGGCGGUGGUAACUGGAUGUCUCAUGCUCAACUCAUUGGUGCUAUCGACCUCAAGCACACCCUUGCCAAUGCUCUUCCUUCCGGUUACAGUCGUCAACGCCAACAUGCUUUCACUCUUCAACAAUCCAAUGGUGCUGUCUCAGUUUUCCAAGUUGGUUCUGCUGAACAAGUCCAUGAAUGGGUCUCCACCUGUAACUACUGGGCUGCUCGUGAAAGCAAAGAACCCUUAGUUGGUGGCAUCAGCUCAAUGGAAUAUGGUUGGGGUCUCUGUUUAGAAGCUCUUGCUGAAGAAAGCAGUGCCAUUGUUCAUGAAUGGUUAGCUCCUGCUUGUCCUACCAUCAGCAGCAUGUUGGAAGAAUCUGCUCAACUUGAAGUUCUUCACAAGCAUGUUCAAGAGUUAUCUGCUCAAUUGGAUCAACAUCGUGAUGUCAAGCCUAAAAUGAACAUUCACUUCAGUGCUUUCCCUAAAUAUUGUGCCAGAGCAAUGAUCAACUACGAAAACAAGUCUCAUUAUCUCUUGCAUGAAAUCAUCAAAUAUCAAAACUACUGUAAUUCUAUUGAAAAGUCUCUCGCUUUGCAAGCCAACCUCAUGGCUUCUGCCUAA
Messenger RNA from Mucor mucedo, 2064 nucleotides. RefSeq lists its product as uncharacterized. The record is from RefSeq and is a predicted model, not a curated record. The transcript is spliced from 2 exons. The coding region runs from base 1 to 2064 and encodes 687 amino acids. Gene Ontology annotation, biological process: regulation of ARF protein signal transduction. NCBI's taxonomy places the organism in Eukaryota, Fungi, Mucoromycota, Mucoromycetes, Mucorales, Mucoraceae. Gene Ontology annotation, molecular function: guanyl-nucleotide exchange factor activity.